GUCACGAAAGUCAAAUUGACAACUUUGAAUAAACUUGCAAAGAGAAUAAUUUAGUUUUGAAUAUAAUUUAAGAUCAAUGACGGAAGAAAAAGGUGAGAAGGGUGAAGAUGAGGACACUAUUGGAAUAUACGUAGGCCAACGUAACCAAGACGGCGACCGGCACGGCGAGGGCUGGGCCGUGCUGCCCAACGGCGACUUCUACACCGGCUGCUACUGCCGCGGCCAGCGCAACGGCAAGGGCCUGUACGUGUUCAAGAACGGAGCGCGGUACGAAGGCGAAUGGCGUCGAGCGAUGAAGUACGGCGUCGGUACAAUGACGUACCCUGACGGAUCGCGGUACGAGGGCGAUUGGCGGCACGACCAGAAGCAAGGUUUUGGCGCCUACUACUAUCCCAACGGAGACAUAUACGAGGGCGCGUGGUUCAAAGGGAAGCGCCACGGGCUCGGCACCUACUUGUUCAACGAAUACCAAGUCAAAUUCAUGGGUACUUGGGUCGAGGGCCGGAUGGAGGGACCUGGGCAGAUCUUGUACCCUCGCGUACGCUUCCACGGUUCCUGGUACAAGGGCGUACCCAAAGGCCCAGGCUGCUUCGUGUUCGACACCAAUUGCAUGCUGCACGGGUUCUAUUUGCUGAUAAAGGAUCCGGCGCUGGAAGAGUUAGGUGAAGGCGAAGAGGAAAAGGAGGAGAAAGUGGAUAAAGAAGAGCCGAUGGGGGAAGAGGAAGAGAUGGAAGUUGACGAAACGAAAGGCAAAAUAGCCGUGUGGCGGGCUCGCAACGUGACGGCUUACAUGGCGGAGUUCCUACCGCCGGAGCCGGUGCCCCUGCCCGUGCACGACUCCAUGCCUUCGCUGACGGACGAGAGCGUGGAGACCGACGUGCUGCGCUUCGAGCCGCCGCCGGUGCACGCUGAGCACGAGGGCGACGACGGCGACUCCUGGCUGCUGCACCGCAAACAGUUCCUCGAGGAGGCGCAGCCCAAGGAAUAAAUGCUUUUACAAUAAAUCUU
Cydia strobilella is the source of this 1008-nucleotide messenger RNA. It is a transcript of the gene Rsph1, whose product is annotated as radial spoke head 1 homolog. The coding region runs from base 77 to 988 and encodes 303 amino acids. NCBI's taxonomy places the organism in Eukaryota, Metazoa, Arthropoda, Insecta, Lepidoptera, Tortricidae. The record is from RefSeq and is a predicted model, not a curated record. Gene Ontology annotation, cellular component: cytosol. The transcript has 4 exons.